Messenger RNA from Spodoptera frugiperda (fall armyworm), 2213 nucleotides. RefSeq lists its product as uncharacterized. The record is from RefSeq and is a predicted model, not a curated record. NCBI's taxonomy places the organism in Eukaryota, Metazoa, Arthropoda, Insecta, Lepidoptera, Noctuidae. The coding region runs from base 83 to 2050 and encodes 655 amino acids. The transcript has 10 exons.
CUUCUGCACGAAGUUCAGACCUGCCAAGUUUCGUUGACAGUACUGUACUCUAUGGUCUUCAGUGCAGUGUCAAUUUGAAAAGAUGGCGGCGUUUGCAUGUUUUAGUAACAGUACCGAAAAAACGACCGCUUCGUAUAAAGCGCUUAUACAACGGUUGAGAGAUGAAGGCCAGAAGGCGAUGGAAAACCAACCCCCGCUUGUUAGCAUCGCUAGUUUCAAAUAUUAUUCAGCUCAUAAGGAGGAGUCAAGUCAUAUCUUCAAAAAUUUCAUUUAUGACUUGAGAAUGAAGAUGUUGGAGAAUCAGUACAUCCUGAUCUGUGAUAACCCUACGCCGAUAUUUAAAUGUUUCGUCCGACUCAUUCAGCGCUUGAAACUAAAAGACGGGGCAGAAUCCAGCGCUUUUUACGGAGAAAUCAAAAAGAUCAUAACUGGUUUUAUGAAUUACUUCACAUUUGUAAUUGACGAUGUGGUGAAAAAAAUCGACAAGUAUACCCACAACUUGAAUAAUAAGCUUUUUAUAAACCUUAUUGAUGAUACUAUGGCAAUUUACGGGGAGAACCAUGCCGCUUUUCUUAAAGAAUAUUUGCCAUUAAGAAAUGAUGUAGAAAAGGCAAAUUACAAUCAAAUUAUAGAAGAGCAUGAUAAGUUUAUGGCCUUUCUAGAAAAAAUGAGACUGACGUGGGAGUUUAGACAAGACAAGUUUGAAGCAUUUGCGAAGGACUGCUUUCAGGGUUCCCUACAGAAAAUAAGUAAUUUGUGUAACUUUACGCAUUCUUAUUUGUCGAUCAUGUUGUCAGACAGAUUGUAUGAGAUAUCUGUGAGUCUGGGAGAGAUAGUAGACCGAAUGAAUACAAACUUGCGCAAAUACAACGAACAAUGUACGGAGAAGAUGAAUGAGCUCAUUCACAAUCUCUAUGACAAGAAUAAGGAACACCUGGAGAUAUACAGACGUCUAGAGAGAUGGUCCGUGGAUUCCGCUGAAGUUUCAAGAACUAUAGACGUCCUAAGAGAAAAGAUAGAGACAGCAGGCAAUGAGGAGACCAUAGCGAGACUGGAGUUGGAGACUCGGUACUGGAACAAAAGGAUGAGGGACUUCAACGAGAUCGCCACCACCCUGAUUAAAAUUCGCAUGGAACUAUACAAAUUACAGAAGGAUCUGGAAGUAUAUAAAAAUAUUACGUGCAAGGAUUUACCCGGCACAAAGACCAUGUGCUUCGAUCUGAUAGGCGAGAAUUUAACUGAGAGGAUUGCUUACCUUGAAGGAAAAGAAAAGGAUAUGUCCAGGGCCCUUAUAACAUACUUCUGUGUUCGAGGAACGGACCGCGUCCUAUAUACGGACAGUGUCGGCUCGUACUACUGCGAUGAGUUCAACCAUCAGAACUACAUCACUAAUUAUGGACUCAAGUUUUUCCAUGUUAACUGCAACGGAGAUUUUCUGGAGAACUUGGAGACGGAACCGUACUACUUUGACGAGCACGGUCGCUAUGUCGUAAGAGACGGUGAGAAGUUCCACCAGUGUGCGCCCUGCACCAGUCUGUACAAGAUGGGCGACAAUGGACUCUUCAAGAAGGUCACUAAGGACUGCGGCCAUUCGGAGAGAGUCAAUCCUAAUUGUCGACUGGAAAUCAAAGACUUGACCGAUGUGGUUAUAUUGCCUAAGAAUGAACAGAUUGAUAUUACUGGAACUCUGGACGGUGAUUCGGUGAAGUUCCUUUGGGACAGCUUCGGUAUGAUCCUGCCUGAAGUUCUGUACGCAGUCGCCACGAAACAGCCUAAGAACCCCAUACACUUUAUGGCUCAUAUACUGAUCAAGCGCAGAUUCGAAGCGACCAAGCAGGAGUUCGCUAGGCUGUCGAAGAAGGCGGACAAAUACCGCAUUAAGUUCCACGAAGAACGCAUUCAAAAAGCUGAAAAAGAGAGACAGGCAUGGAAAUCCAAGUUGUAUAGACCUGUUCAGGCUGGAGAACUGGAUGACACCCACCAACAAAAAACCACCAUGCAAAGAGUGCAUGAUUUGGAGUAUCUUAGUUUCCUACAACAAUAUUAUUAACUCCUAAAUAUAAAAUACAAUUUGUUUUAAAUACUUGGGAGCAAAGACACGCAGUAGCUAGCGACUUUUUUUCAAAUUAAAGAACUUGAAUAAAAAAUGUUCGUUUUACAAUAAAAUAUUAUCAUUUUAAAGGUAAUUAAAUAUGUAUACGUUACUAAUUAAU